UGAGGAUCGCGUCGAAUUCUCCAACAAUGAAAAUUCUGUGAUUAAGAAUGAAAUCGGAACAUCUUCGAUCUUCCCCUCUCGUGCUCCUGUUGUCUUUUUCUUUUUUUUUUUUUUAAUCAUUAGUUUCUGUGGUAGCGUGCUCUGAUAUAAAGGAUGGACUGUCUCGAAAAAAUGUGAAUAAAAGAAAAUAGAUCGUUUCGUCUGCUAUUUUAUUAAGUGUCAAAAUUGAAAAUCGUUUGGAGUAAUUUUCUGUGAAAAAUCGCAGUUUGAUUUUUUUUUUGUGUAUAAAACAAUAUUUUUUUUAAUUAUAGUAUAUUCUCUGGGGACGGCAAAGUGACGGCUUUGGCAUUUAACGAGCAUUUGCUUAAAAUAGUCGUGAUCGAUAAGCCGAUAUCGAAUUAAUAAUCAGCAAAUCAGUUGCCUGUGCACGUCUGGGAAAGGAAACUUGUGCUCGAAAGAUUUUGCUUCUAAAUGUGAAUUUAGUUAUGUGGUUUAUGGAGAUUUAUGGUUGUCGGGAGGGUAGAACAUAAUACAUUUUUUGACGUGAAAGACGAGAGGGUCACCACGUGCGAACGGAAACGGCGUGUGUGGCAUCAACGAAAGAAGUCGGUCGGUCGAGUUCUGAAAAAUUAUUGAACGUUGGUGUGUCAACGAAUAUUCUUUCGUCGUUCCGAGGCGACGCGACAUGGUCAUUUUCGUCACUUUAAAGAAAAGAUUUGACGUCAGUUUCGCUUAGCGGGCAGAGCGAUGGGACUACCCAAAAGAUAUCCUUUGUCGGGACUAAUUACUAUACUCGAGCCGACGAUUACGGGUACCAUGACGAGGAUGAAGCCGACCGAAGACCCGAGGACUCUUAAAGAGCGUAAAUGGGAGAGGUGACCCACCCAGUGAUGCGUAAACGGCGUGGAGUGGGCAGCGCCUUUCUGGGCCUCUUCGUAGGCCUGAUCCUGGGUUUUCUGAUCCUCAGUUACCGCCUGAUUGUCUUCAAUCAACAGCAACAGGUCGCCAUUUGGACCUCCAUGCCCGGUUUGCGGUCAUCGCCGUCGAAAGCGCCGGCUCGAAACGUGCCGACGCUGAAGGACGACGAGCAAAUCAACAGCUCGACAUCGAAUCUGGUGUUUGUAGGCGUGAUGACGGCUCAAAAGUAUCUAGACACGCGAGCCAAAGCCGUCUACGAGACAUGGGGCAAGGAAUUACCUGGCAAGAUAGCCUUCUUCUCGUCCGAGUCCUCGACGGUUCCCGAAAACUGCCCGGAUCUGCCUUUGGUGCCGUUGCCGCGAGUGGACGACACUUAUCCGCCGCAAAAGAAGUCGUUUAUGAUGCUGCAGUACAUGUGGAGCAACUUUGGCGAUCGCUUCGAGUGGUUCCUGAGGGCGGACGAUGACGUAUACGUGAGAACAGAUCGGUUGGAGACGCUCCUAAGAUCCGUCGAUUCUAGAAGGGCAAUGUACAUCGGACAGGCUGGCAGAGGGAACUCAGAAGAGUUCGGGCUGCUGUCAUUGGAGUACGAUGAAAAUUUUUGCAUGGGUGGUCCGGGGGUAGUGCUCUCUAGGGAAACUCUAAGGAGGAUCGUGCCGCAUAUCAAAUAUUGUCUGCGUCAUUUGUACACCACACACGAGGACGUCGAGCUGGGCAGAUGCGUGAAAAAGUAUGCUGGGAUUCCCUGCACUUGGAGCUAUGAGAUGCAGUCGAUCCUUUAUCACAACAGCAGCGGGGCCCAGGCGUUCACCGGAAAUCUCAAGAAGAAGGAGGUUCAUCGUGCCAUCACUUUGCAUCCUGUGAAAAGCCCGCCUCAUAUGUAUAGACUGCAUAAUUACAUGAGGGUUCGUGUUCCGGCGAGUCUUCGUUCAUUCAAGCCGACGACGAGUGACGAAGUGAUCCCGUGGGACUUUCUCUUGAAAUUGGAAUACAGUCUAACCGAUUCUAAUCCUAGACGACGUAUUCACAGCGACAUCAAAGAGGGUCUGGAGGAUAUCACUAGAGAGGUCAUGGCCUCCAUUAAUUCCUAUUCAAGGCAGCGCGGUCGUGUUGUCGAAGAACGGUCCGCUCUUUACGGAUAUAGAAGGGUAAAUUCUUAUGGAGCUGACACGAUAUUAGACCUUCUGUUGGUCUAUCGGAAAUAUCGAGGCAGGAAAGUAACCCUUCCCGUUAGAAGACACGUUUAUCUCCAUCAACAUUUUACUGGAUUAGAGAUGCGUGAAACGGUAAAUGGUAUCGAGGUCCAACUUCGUCAAGAGUCAGACAAAUCUAUUCGCAGUUUACUCUACGGUGGCUUCCUGAAUCUCAAUUUCAAUUCUCAAGAAGAAGAUCCAGUACAAAGUAAAAUCAUUAAUUUUAUCUUACCUCUGUCGGGCCGCUUCGAGAUCUUCCAAAGAUUUCUCCAGAAUUAUGAGGAUAUCUGCUUGACUAGCGGCGAGAAGACGUCUCUACUCGUCGUGCUCUAUCAGCAUAAAAGCGAGAACACCUUCAACAAAACGAUAGAUCUGAUCGAGCAAUUCAGAUACAAAUAUCGUAGUGCCAGCAUAGAGAUUCUACCGGUCACCGGGGACUUUUCCAGAGCUCGUGCCCUGGACUUGGGCGUGUCGAAAAUGCAGGCCGACGAUCUGAUGCUGUUCAUCGACGUGGACAUCGUGUUCACGGAAUCGGCAUUGCACAGGAUACGCCUGAAUACGCUACCAGGUCGGAGAAUAUACUUUCCGAUAGUCUUCAGCCAAUAUGAUCCCAAAGUCGUUUAUGGCGAGGCAAGGAAGCAAGACAAGUUUACCAUAAACGAGCUCUCCGGGCACUGGAGACAAUACGGUUUCGGAAUCGUUUCCCUGUAUAAGAGUGAUUAUCAUACCGUGGGCGGUCUGGAUCUCUCGAUCCAAGGAUGGGGCAAGGAGGAUGUGGAGUUCUUCGAGAAGACGGUCAAGUCGGGCCUCGACGUUUUCAGAGCGGCGGACAGACAUCUGGUGCACGUGUAUCACGAGAUAGAGUGCAGCAGGGAGCUGUCAAAUCUUCAGUUUUCCAUGUGUAUGGGAUCCAAGGCUGACACGUAUGCCGGGGUCGAGACUUUAGCUAAUACGAUUUAUGGUAAUCCGGAUAUAUUGCGCUUCGCCAAAGAGAGAAGACAGAGGAGAACGAAUCCUGCUGGUUAACGGCAAUGAUUUGGCAAAAUUGGGAUUAUUGGGAGUGAUACAAUUUUAUUUGGGAUCGUGAGGAGAAAUUGUGAAAAUAUUUUUCUCAUUACGCACUCGCGCCUCGAUAGCGGCUUUAGUCACGCGAAUGUAACGCUAAUGAAUGGAUUAUCCGAACUCUGAACUUUCGGUGCCAGAAUAUCUCGUUAGUCACACUGUUUGUAAAUAAAAAUGGCGUAUGAAUGCAUCAAUCGCAAAUAAUUUAGGAAACCAAUACACUUUGAUAUUUUAUUGUAUAUACCGAAGCUUUAAUCGAGGAUAUAAUUUUCAAGAAUUUCAUUUGCGAAAUAUGAUUUGUAUUAUGCGUAACGAUUUUCGAAGAUAGAUCUGGCGAUCAACAGAGAUCACCAAAGUCAUUGCAGACAUGCUAAUAGAAUUUUUAUGUUAAGGAAGUAUGUAAUAUGAUUCUCUCGUUGUUAUGUUUAAUUCAUGUGAUGAUAUUAUUCUCUACCGCCCAAUGAUCCUUUUCGAUUGAGGCUAAAAACAAACAAAUAUCGUUCACUUUUACAGUUGCAGAUGCUGACUAUUCUAUAAGAAUCGAGUAUAAUGACAUGUAUUUUAUAAAAUCGUCAGCCUAGAAUGUAAGUUUAAGUAUUGUAAGUUAAAUGUGAUAUUAUCGUGCCUUAAAACGUUUCUCCGCUACUCUAUGUACUGCCAAUCACAUUAUUAUGAUUGUUCCGAUGUAAAUACUUCUAAAUUGUCGCAUUAUGCGCUUUAUAUUUUGUAUAUUUACACGUAAAAUGCUGUGUCUGCAAUAAUUGGAAUAAUACUCACGCUUUAUUGAAUAAAAUUCAUAUAUUAAGUAAU
Messenger RNA from Pogonomyrmex barbatus (red harvester ant), 3983 nucleotides. RefSeq names its product Chondroitin sulfate synthase (gene Chsy). The record is from RefSeq and is a predicted model, not a curated record. Gene Ontology annotation, cellular component: Golgi cisterna membrane. NCBI's taxonomy places the organism in Eukaryota, Metazoa, Arthropoda, Insecta, Hymenoptera, Formicidae. Gene Ontology annotation, molecular function: glucuronosyl-N-acetylgalactosaminyl-proteoglycan 4-beta-N-acetylgalactosaminyltransferase activity.